Molecule: messenger RNA, 1014 nt
Organism: Didymodactylos carnosus
Lineage: Eukaryota; Metazoa; Rotifera; Eurotatoria; Philodinida; Philodinidae
Source: the annotation of a GenBank genome assembly
AUGACAAAUCGACUUCACUCAAGUUCUUCUCCUUAUCUUUUAACCAUCCAUGGAGGUGGAGGUGCUGGCAAAACCACUUGCUUAGAGAAGAUUCGUCAAUAUAAUACGAAUAAACAAAGAAUAAGACAUACCGUCUUCAUAGAAACUGGAUCUGGCCUUAUUACGGCUGGUUCGAUCAUUGAUCCUGGUCGGUCCGCUCUUUCCCGUUUUUUAUUCCCUUGUAUCACUGUGAAAGCUCCUGUUCGAAAAUGGUUGCAAUGGGUUCAAUGGUUUCUCAUCAUUCUUUUCAUCAUCAUUACUUGGUUAACGAAACAAAUUCAUUUAGCAUCUUGUAUCUUAUUAUCUCUUUUGUUCCUAUCAUUCUUUUUACCUUAUUGUCAACGUUUGUUUCGUUCGAAUGCUGUGUCGGCCGUAUGGAAUUAUAAUAAACUCCGAUAUCAACGCGUUAAAGAAUUAAUGCAGAAUCUACAACAACAGGAAGAACCAUUGGAACAAGUUCAAGAAUGGAUCUGGUUAGAUCGAAACUGUAUUGAUGCUUAUAGUUAUUGUCAGUUAGAAGAUGAAGUUUUAGUUGGUUCAGAUUUUCUCCCUACUUUAUCUGAUCAAACCGAACAUCUUAGUUGUGGUAUAUGGAUGGAUACUUCACUUUUCCUCAUUCAUGCUCACCAUCAACAACGUGCUAAAAAUCUUCCUCUAUUCGGCCGUUUAAUUUCAAAGCUCAUGGUCGCAUUUCCUUCUAUUUAUAUGCCCACAAUUCACGCUUGUCAUACAGUCAAACAAUGGUAUCAACAAAAUGGAGUUCCGUUCUUAGUGAUUAGUGAAUGGAAGGAAGAACACAAGACUGAAAUUACUGAGAUGAAUAGUGGAGGAGAAAUGACAUGGAACGAUCACAAUUUAUCAUUGUUGUUUUCUUCUGUAGAACGAUUGAUAUUAGAUGCACGUGCUAAGAGAAAUAACAGUCAAGAAUCGUUCAAUUUGAUUCUCACUCCUUGGUUGAAAUCUAUCAUUCGUUAA